GCGCGGGGCCGGGCCCGGCCAUGGCGGCGGAGCGGGAGUGGGCGCAGGCGGCCCUGGCGCUGCUGGCCCCGGGCCCGGCGGAGCGCAGCCGGCCCUACGCCGUGCUGCAGAAGCAGAACCUGGUGCUGCUGGGCAGCAUCCUCAGCGCCCUGCUGCUCACCAUCAUCCUCAUGGCCGUCUGCGUCUACAAGCCCGUCCGGCGGCGGUAGCGGAGCGGGACGCGGCAGCGCUGCCCCCGAGGCUCCCGCCGGCCCUGCAGCCCGUGGCGGCUCCGGGCCCCGGCAGUGACUCCCGGAGCGCGGCCGCAGCCGAGCCGCCCGGCCCGGAGCAGCGUCUGCAGCAAAGCACCUUCCUCCCGUCGCAGCGAGGCCGCGGGACACGAUGCGCUCGGGAGCAGCCCCGGUCUCCGAUCCACACCCGGCAGACUUCCCGGGCCCGGACACGAACGCAGGCAGGCUCCCGGCGCUGCUGGCUGAACGAUGGGCCCGUGCACUCUUAUCUCAUGUCUAGUUUUGCUUUCUGAUUCGGUUCGCCGCUUCACUGCUGGCUCUCGAGCGUUUCUAGUGCAGCCUUCAAAGAUAGUCCGAAGGCAAGAGCUCAGCAGCCUGCUGUGGGGGUGUUACACAUGCCUCUGAGCAGAAAUGCAGGGUGGGCAGAUCCUGGUGUAGCUACACUGGGCCAGGCUUGGCAUUCCUAUCUGCUUUAACUCUCAGCUGAAUGCUGCAGCUUCACACCAGCUGUGCUGAGGCUGUUCCCAGCAGGGCUGCAGGUGAGGGGCUCCAGCUUGCACCGAGCACUCCCCUCUCAAGGCAGGUUUGUCUCUCAGGAAACGGGAGGCACUGUCUGUCUGAGCUGGGCAGGAGCUUGGGCUCUCUGGAAGCAUCUUUUGUUUGGGCUCGAGCCAGACCAGUGCAUUUCCAGUAUUCUGUUCAAGUGUUUACACUGAAAUCACACUGGCAUAUGGAUGCUGCUAUUUUGUUUUGCACUGCUCGGGGUAGUAACUGGAUUUGGCUCACUGUUAAGUUAGUAUUUAACAUAGGGGUGUCUUGGUUAGUAAUUUAUUUAAUGUCUUAAAACUUAACUUACAGAACAAUUGUGUUGACCUGUUCUUUAAAACCUUGUGCUGCAUCUGAUGUGUUUUCUGUUCAGCUUGUUUUAAAAGACUGCUCUCACCCCACUGGGACUUCCUUUGCUCGGGUGGUGACAGCAGGAGGCUGCCAAGGACAGCUCUAGCUACUAAUGGUGGUGAAAGAUGAGUGGGGAAGCAGGGGCACGCUGCUCUGUUGCUUUCUGAGCUAGUUUUUGAUCACAGAGCCCUGUGUCACUGGUUUCUCUGGGGCCUUCAUCUGGUGUCAAACUUGGCCUGUAGCUGUGUGCUGGGGGGGUGGAUGGAGUGGGCAGCUACAGCUCUACAUUCCCUGGAGCAGCCUCGUGUUUGCAUUCAUUGUUCCCUCCCUGCUGUGUCUUUGUACAAAUAAAAAGCUAAGGAAGCAA
This is a messenger RNA of Colius striatus (speckled mousebird), 1494 nucleotides long. It is a transcript of the gene C17H12orf76, whose product is annotated as chromosome 17 C12orf76 homolog. The record is from RefSeq and is a predicted model, not a curated record. Lineage: Eukaryota; Metazoa; Chordata; Aves; Coliiformes; Coliidae. The transcript has 2 exons. Bases 21 to 209 code for a protein of 62 amino acids.